UUCGAGUCGCGCUCGUUGAUCGUUCCAAUCUGUCGCGACAUGUUGUACCGUGUGGACACGCGAGUUUGAAUUGGAGCCACGUGGUUUCCGGUGCACGAGAAUCGUUCUCCCAAAUAAACGCGUCCAACGACGCACCGAUUUUAUUCGUUUUCCCAUCGACGUCGUGUCGUGUAACAAAUUGCAAUUCACUCGCCGCAUUUUCGAACUACAUUUCGGUGAUCGACGAGGACCGAACGCGAUAGUUUAUCGUCGACAGAACAAUGUGGCAUAUCGAACGUGAUAAACACAAUUCUUAGCUGCAGCGCAGGUCGUGCGACUUGUCGCAACGAGAUGUUACUCCCUGUCGCCAUGGUAACGUCGCGCGGGUAACCGGAUACUUUUUCCUCGUUCGAAUUCGCGCGAUGUCGUUCCUCGUCGCGUCCACGUUACCGCGACAGUUUCAUUAACGGUUGCGUGUCUCGCGAGGCAGGGACCACCGGCGGGUUUUGUUAACGGUGCGGUUUCGCGACGGACGUUGUUUUCAGUGCGCGGAUCGUAUCGAGUUUCCGAAGGAAGUGCGAAAUGUGACUGGGAUCCACGUUUCUGCUGAGCUGUCAUUGGCGAUCCGGCCAGCGGAGUGACGAACGCCACGCUGCUAUGUCCAGGAGGAAGCAGGCGAAGCCGCGAUCUCUCAAACGAGACGAGGAGUGGGAGGACGGGAACGAGCAGAAUGUCCUGGAGGUAACCGAGCAGGAUAAUGGGACAACGGGAAUUAAGCAGGACGAGGAGGAGGAGGAGGAGGAAGAGGAGGAGCUGCAGCGGGCGUUCAGUCGUCAUUCCGAGGACUAUCUCCAAGAUGGCAGGCCGUCGUCGACGCAGGGUCCGGACCUAGAGAACCACAACAGCCUCGACAGCGAAGCACUCGGAACCGGAAGUUCGUCUUGGCACAGCGAGGAUGGCGGGCCAAACUCGCGGCGAGGAGGAGAAACGCCUUCGUCUUGCGCGACGCCAACGUCAGCUAGCUUCCCGUCGGAACCCGAAGUCGACGCCGACGUCGGCGUCAACGCCGACGGCAAUAACGCGACCGCCCCUUAUCCAUGCCAAUUCUGUGACCGCACUUUUCCGAGGCUUAGCUACCUGAAGAAGCACGAACAGAGCCACGGCGAUCAAAUGCCGUAUCGGUGCAGCUGGUGCGCCAGACUAUUCAAACACAAACGCAGCAGAGAUCGACACGUGAAGCUGCACACCGGAGAUCGAAGAUAUCGAUGCACGCACUGCGAGGCAGCUUUCUCCAGGAGCGACCACCUGAAAAUCCACAUGAAGACCCACGACACCCAGAAGCCGUACCAAUGCACGGCCUGCUCCCGAGGCUACAACACCGCGGCCGCCUUGACGUCGCACAUGCAGUCCCACAAGAAGCACCACCAUCAGUCUCAGGGCGCGACGAAGCUGCAGGACGUGGACUACGGUCGUCGCAGCGUGUCCUCCCACAGCACGUCCUCGCCGCCAGUUCCCAGUUCCCCGUCGCCUUCGUUGAACCUCGCCCUGAACCCGAAAGCCGGGUUGAAAAGCUCGCACGGCAGCGCGUCGACCACGCCGAUCCUGAGCUCUCCGCUGAAGCUGGCCUGCAUGUACUGCACCAGGGACUCGUUCAGCUGCAUGCAGCAGCUGCAGAUGCACGUGCACACGAUGCACCAGGCGAUUCUCAGCGGCGAGAGCGUGGCGGUGCCGCCGUCGCCCAGCAGGAACGCCGAGCCGGCCGGUUACCAGCGAGAGAAAGGAUCGCUUCGGUCGGAGGGGUCCUCGAAGGACCACCACGAGAGGAAGUACCAAGAGGAGGCGGACAGAUCGACGGAGAAGGACCAGUACGAGAACGCGUUCACGUGCAACCAGUGUACCAUGAAGUUCUCGACGUUGGCCACGCUGAGGGACCACCUGGUCUCGAUCCACAGAACCGACGGAUUCGGGUCCGCGCUGAUGAUGUGCCCCCUUUGCGGGAUCCCGUGCGCCUCUGGCGCGGCCUACGCCGAGCACUACGUCCUCCAGCACUGCGAGAACCGGAGACUGGGUCCUAUGGACGGCGUGGAGUACGGGGACGCGAAGAUGAACGGUAGCUACGGCGACUCGAAGACAUCCCGAAGCCAGAAGACACGGGACUCGAUGUCGGAGCCGGCCGAUUUGACCAGCAAACAUUCCAGACCCACCGAGAGCAGCUACACCGCCGGCACCCUGCUCUGCGGACAGUGCGGCGCGGCUUUGAAGGACUUCGAGUCGUUCAGGGAGCAUCUGGCCAGGCAUCUGCAGGCCGAUCACAGGAACGACGCCAUGAGGCACCCUUGUCCAAAGUGCGAGGCCAGCUUCCAGGACAGGGAGGACAUGCUGGCGCAUCUCACCAAGCAUUAUCUCGGCCAGAUCAGCAAGGAGUACGCUUGCGGGGCUUGCAAGAAGCUGUACACUCAUCCGGAUCUGCUGCAGAGGCACCUGCUCGACAGCCACGCGCAUCAUCUGUACAGAUGCGCCUUGUGCAGGGACACUUUCGAUUCCAGGGUCGCGAUACAGGUGCAUUUCGCGGUGAAGCACAGCCAGGAGUGCAGGAUCUACAGAUGCAACGCGUGCACCGUCUCCAAUAACGAGAACUCGCCCGGCAACGCGCCCGGCGAAGGGCGAAGCUUCUUCAGGAGCGAAGCGGAGAUGGCGAACCACGUCAGGAACGUGCACGCGCCAUCCACUGUCUCCAAUAGCAGCCCCGUGGCCAGGAGUCCCGCCUCCACCCCCGGCGUCACCGGCAACGCUGUCCCCAGAUGCGUGUUCUGCGGGAUCUGCUGCAACUCGGAGCUGGAGCUGCAGCUUCACCUGGCCAGUCACUCGACCAGCUUGUACAGGUGUCCUAUCUGCAGGGAAGGCUUCGCCGUGGAGUUCCUGCUGGACAGACACAUGGUCCAGGCCCAUCAUUCCAGCGACCAUCAGGCCGUACGCAGCAGCUCCAGGGAGAACGGGAGGGUCGGGCGACCGCCUAGAACGCAGGAAGAGCCGAGGUCCCUGAAGAGGGGCCGUUCCCCGGCCUCCAGCAACAACAACUCCUUGAACCAACGGGACAACAACAACAAGCGGCCGAAUUUAAGCAGCACCGGGGGCCAGCAGUGCGAGCUCUGCGAGAGAGGAGAGUUCGCGAACGAGGCGGAGCUGCAGGCACACAAGAAGCUGGCCCACGCCCCUGCGAAGCUUCAGACCAAGUCUCUGUCCAGCCUCAGCAUGACCUGCGCCUACUGCGGCGAGGUCUGUCGCUCCAGAACCGAGCUGGAAUCCCACACGCGGAUCCAGCACGCCUCCAACGAGCCCGGCGGCAGGCACAAGUGCAACAUCUGCGACGAGGUGUGCCCCUCCGGAGCGACUUUGGCCGAGCACAAGUUGCAGAAGCACUGCAAGAUCCAGCUGAGCGACACCUGCGUCGUCUGCCGCGGGAACCUGGCCACCGAGGCCCACUUCCUCGAGCACGUGCAGAGACACAGUCUGGAGAACGUCGACCCUCAGCAGCGACUCGACGGCUCCCUUCCUCAUCUCCCCGCCGCCUGUGUCGUCUGCAGACAGACCUUGAUCAGCGAUCUGGAGUGCCGUCUCCACGCCAGGCAUCAUCUCAGAUCGUCCACCAGCUCGCAGAGCACCGCGUCCAGUCCUAGCCCGAACCAGAAGAGCCAGAGUCCAGGGUGCUGUCUCUGUCUGAGAGACUACUCGGCCGACGACUUCGUCAGCCUGCCUCCUAGCCACAUCACCGGCGGAGGACAGUCCUUGAGGGUCUGCAAGUCCUGCUACAUUCGCCACUCACAGGGUCUGCCCAUCUUAAAUUCGCCCUACGAGCACGCCAGAGGGAAGAACGACAGAGGCUGGAUCCCCAGCAGCAAAGAGUCGCAAUGGGACGGGUCUCGAGAUAGAUGGGAGUCCGAUAGGGUCUUCAAAGCCGAGGACAGGGUCGACGAGCAGGGUGAUAAUAAAAGAUGUCAAGACUGCGGGGUGAAGUUCGAAGAUCCUGAGGAAUUGGAGAAACACAGGCUCGCGGAGCACGACAAAGUUGCAGCAGGGUCCAACACGUACACCUGUAUACAGUGUCAGAUGUCGUUCCCGUCGGAAGCGAAGAUACAGCAACACGUCAGAAAGGAACACCUAGAGGCGACGGGAAAGACUUCUAUCGAUGCUCUACGAUGCCAUCUGUGUCUCUACGAGGCUAGCAGCCCCCUGCAGUUGCAAAGCCACCUGAUAGAGCACACCUUCGCCGGCUGCGCUGCUCUCAGCUGUUACAUUUGCCAGUCCCUUUUCACUGCUCCGAUCGGUCUUCAGAACCACAUGCUGCAAGAACAUGGUCUUGGUGCCCGACCCUAUGAUUGCUCGAAGUGCACCUUGAAGUUCUUCUUCAGGGCCGAGCUUGAUCAUCACGUGCUGACGUUCCAUCGUCCUGGAGAAAUGUCACCGCCCCACGAAACCGUGCAGAACGUCGAAAUGAAAGCGGCCGAGGCUGAAGAACAAAACUGCGACGACGGCAUCACCGUGAAAGAGGAGAUGUUGCCGGACGUUGUCGAAGAAGAGGAGGAGAUCAAUGUUGACGGGCAGAUGGAACACGAAGAGGUGGAGGAGAAGCAGGUGGAAGUGAAACAGAAGAUGAAAACCGAGGUGGACGAGGAGGCUGCUCUUCCCGAGAAGACGGAAUCGUGACUCCCUUGAAAGGGUACCUGACAUUGCGAAGAGAAGCUUGAUUCCGCGCUGUCCGAGAUUCGUUGUUGAAUCUAUCGCGUCUAGUAUUACCGCAGAGACUCGGCUGAACAGACAAUCGCUUGUAAAUACGUUCCUGUUCGUUUGAGUCAACGUUGUUUUGUUUAGAACAUUGUUGCGCGAAAGAUACAGACCCAACUGUACUGGAAGUCGUCCAGCAAGCUUUCUCGGAAUAAUCACCGGAAAACAUACAUAAGAUUGUAAAUGUAACUCGUUUUUACAGUUAGAUUUUUUAAGACAUCCAUAACGAAGUCUAUGUGAUCAAAUGUUUUCGCGCGUUGAAAAUUGUUCGAAGAGUAGCGGAUUAAUUUUCUUUUUCUUUUUUCAUGGGAACAACGUUCCCAUUAAACUUGUUCGUUAUUGUUCCAACAUGGUUUUUCUAUGCACAGAGUUAUUGCGAUAAGAUAGGUUGAUAUCGAAAGAUCGUGGAUCAGGCUGAACGAUUCUGACACGAGAAAUUUUUAUUGAAAAAAUUUGUCAACAUUGAUUCUUCGGGAUCUACACGGUCUUCUCGAUUCUGUUAAGAUACGGUUAUUUUCUCUUUCGGAUUUAGAUAUAAAUUGCUGCGUUGAAUUUCUUUUCUUGUUCACUUUUUACGUCAAUUGUUAACAUUAUUGUAACGUUGUUCCAUUGCGUUUAAUUUGUUUAAUGCGAAUGAUCUGCCCGAAUGAAUUUGUAACAUAAUGAUACGUAGUCGUUCCCGAGUACGGAACAUCCUCUAUGACUGCGAUUCACUGUAAAUACGUUGAAUAGUAUUAGAAACUAUUACUCAUCGUUUGAUCGAUUCGUCUGUACCGUAAGCGGUAAUUAUUUAAAGGAAGCAGAUGCAAUAACCUGUCCACUAGGCUUAGCGACAUUAUAAGAUAGUUCUUUACGAAAUAAAUUAUUGUUUUAAAUCGCCGAAA
Messenger RNA from Megalopta genalis, 5645 nucleotides. The record is from RefSeq and is a predicted model, not a curated record. Lineage: Eukaryota; Metazoa; Arthropoda; Insecta; Hymenoptera; Halictidae.